Messenger RNA from Erigeron canadensis, 1125 nucleotides. RefSeq lists its product as uncharacterized. The transcript has 2 exons. Bases 1 to 1125 code for a protein of 374 amino acids. The record is from RefSeq and is a predicted model, not a curated record. NCBI's taxonomy places the organism in Eukaryota, Viridiplantae, Streptophyta, Magnoliopsida, Asterales, Asteraceae.
AUGAAUGCAAACAAUCAGAGCAUCAACUUCAAGGAUCUUGAAAGUAGGAUGGCUGCUAUAACUAAGCCUCAAGGUGCUUUACCUAGUAACACUCAGCAGAAUCCGAAGCAGAAUCAAGGGUCGAAUAAUGGUCAGAAGUACACUCCACCCCCAGUUCGUCAGGAGCAAGCAAACGCCGUUACAACCAGAACAAGUAGAACCUAUGACCCUCCUCCUAAUCCUAAUGUUAUUGUUUCAGAUGUGCAAGAUACAGGUGAUCAUGAUGAAGUUGAUGAAGAAAUUGAGAUGGAAGAUAGUUCGACUGUGAAGACUCCGGUUACUCCACCGAAACCGGCUGUGAUACCCGAGGCUAAGCCAUACAAGCCUAAGGGAAUGCCAAAUUAUGCAAAGUUUAUCAAAGAACUUGUGACGGAUAAAGGAAAGAUAGAUGAGGUGAAGGCCGCUUAUCUUAAUGCUGAGUGUUCUGCUAUCUUGCAGAACAAACAGAUUCCACCUAAGCUUGAGGAUCCAGGGAGUUUCCUUAUCACUUGUUCUAUUCGUUCUUUAACUUGUAAGGCACUUUCCGAUUUAGGUGCUAGCAUUAACUUGAUGCCUUACUCGGUUUGGAGUAAGUUGGCUUCCGGAAUUUUGAGACCUACCCGUAUGAGUAUAAGAUUAGCUGACCAUUCUUUUCAGUAUCCCAUUGGGAUUACUGAAAACAUGACUGUACAGGUAGGGCAUAUUGUGUUUCUUGUUGAUUUUGUGAUCCUCGAAAUGGAGGAAGAUACUAAGGUACCCCAAAUUUUAGGUAGGCCAUUCCUUAAUACCACGGAUGCUAUCAUUCGGGUGAAAGAUAAGGAGAUUUAUUUGGGUGUGGGUACGGAUAGGAUUGUUUUCAAUGUUGAAAGAUCUAUUAAGCAUUCUUACUCUACUGAUGAGUCUUGUUUCAGGAUAGAUGUCAUUGAUGAUGCUUUGGAUCAGGAAUUUGAGGAAUUCAUGGAGACUGAGGUUGAUGAAGAGCUCACUUGCUUAGGAGCUGGAGAUAUAGAUGAUGAUGAGUUGUUUGUAGAGGUUAUGGUACUAAGUUUGGAUGAGACACCUCUAGAAGAUGAGAGCUUUGAAAGAGUUGUUGCUGAUGGAAGCUAA